ACUGUGCUUGAGAUGGCUCGCACCAAGCAGACAGCUCGUAAAUCCACCGGCGGGAAAGCCCCGCGCAAGCAGCUGGCCACCAAGGCCGCCCGCAAGAGCGCGCCGGCCACCGGCGGCGUCAAGAAGCCGCACCGCUACCGGCCCGGCACCGUGGCCCUGCGCGAGAUCCGCCGCUACCAGAAGUCCACCGAGCUGCUGAUCCGCAAGCUGCCCUUCCAGCGCCUGGUGCGCGAGAUCGCGCAGGACUUCAAGACCGACCUGCGCUUCCAGAGCUCGGCCGUCAUGGCGCUGCAGGAGGCGUGCGAGGCCUACCUGGUGGGCCUGUUCGAGGACACCAACCUGUGCGCCAUCCACGCCAAGCGCGUCACCAUCAUGCCCAAGGACAUCCAGCUGGCGCGCCGCAUCCGCGGGGAGCGGGCGUGGAACCCCUCAACAGCUAUUGACAACAUUUCCCCGCUUUCCUCCAAAAACGGCAAGCUCCUGAACCCUGUCGGAGAGUGCUGGCAGCUGUGCAUUUACCCAGUUCUGCACGCCCAGCAGCGGGAGCCCCUAGCCGGGGCCACCGCAGACCUGAAGGCGGUUCUGCGCCCCGAGGACAUUGGUGUCUGGGACCAGUUUGGGCACCGCUUGGGCCUGGCUGGAAACGUGGGGUCCCAGUGCCACCCAGGGCCCCUCUAUGAGGAUUCCAGCUCCCCUCCGUGCGCCAGGCGCGACGCCUCGCCCGCGAUGCGCUCGAAGAUGUCGUUCACGAACGAGUUCAUGAUGCCCAUGGCCUUGGACGAGAUGCCCACCAAUCAGGUGGAGUUUGACGUUAUAAAUACGAACCAGAACAGGAGCGGCCUCAGUUGUGAACUUUGUUUGCAGUCCCUAACCAUGGCUCGGACCAAGCAGACGGCGCGCAAGUCCACGGGCGGGAAGGCCCCGCGCAAGCAGCUGGCCACCAAGGCCGCUCGCAAGAGCGCUCCGGCCACCGGCGGCGUCAAGAAGCCGCACCGCUACCGGCCCGGCACCGUGGCCCUGCGCGAGAUCCGCCGCUACCAGAAGUCCACCGAGCUGCUGAUCCGCAAGCUGCCCUUCCAGCGCCUGGUGCGCGAGAUCGCGCAGGACUUCAAGACCGACCUGCGCUUCCAGAGCUCGGCCGUCAUGGCGCUGCAGGAGGCGUGCGAGGCCUACCUGGUGGGCCUGUUCGAGGACACCAACCUGUGCGCCAUUCACGCCAAGCGCGUCACCAUCAUGCCCAAGGACAUCCAGCUGGCGCGCCGCAUCCGCGGGGAGCGGGCGUAAGCGGUCCCCAUCGGACUGACGGUGACCUUGAACCCAAAGGCUCUUUUCAGAGCCACCUACACUU
Molecule: messenger RNA, 1348 nt
Organism: Phyllostomus discolor (pale spear-nosed bat)
Lineage: Eukaryota; Metazoa; Chordata; Mammalia; Chiroptera; Phyllostomidae
Exons: 5
Coding region: 13-1284 (423 amino acids)
Cellular component (GO): nucleosome
Molecular function (GO): DNA binding; structural constituent of chromatin; protein heterodimerization activity
Source: RefSeq, a predicted model, not a curated record